AUGGGUAAACCAAUGAAUACUUUCUACGCCAUCAUCUUCCUAACAUACUCGUGCGUGUUUUCGUUCCAAAACUUUCUGUUCAAUAUUGUUAAUCAAUGUAAAUAUAUCGACUUCCGCUACAAUUGUUCGUUGCAGGUAUUUAGCAUUCUUAACUUCGUUGGCAGCUUUUUUUGGUGCUAUAUUGCAGAUAAACGAGAAAAUCACAACAAUGUCCUUGCGUUCAACAUUUCAAUGUACAUCGUACUUAUCAUAUUCGUACUGGUAGCAGGUAGGAUAACCAACAGUUUGUACCAGAUUGUUACGAUAACAGCUAUCACCAUACUUCGGGAGUUUACGCUUGGUGGCAUAUUGCCUGUGUUCUUUGCUCUUGUUCUGAACUACAUGAAGCGAAAAAAAAUACACGAAAGCAAACUGGUCGUAAUCAACAUAUUUUCUAUCCUGGGAAACGCCUGUGUAAUGUUUAUUAUGCCUGUUAUAUCGUGCACCGGUAUUAUAAAGAACGACAGCUUGAUGUCACUUAUAGUGUGUGUUGUGCCUGGCGUACUUGCAAUCGCUCUGCUGCUCUUCAAAGCGCCCAAGUUCAUGAAAGACGAGCACACAGGAGCCAGCCACGAGAAAAAAAUAGUGCAGAUCAUAUCCACACCAAGUGUUCUGCUGUACUACGUAUCUGUAAUUACGAUCGGCAUCUAUAAGUGUAUAAUUUCCAACUUUGUAACCACGUUUUUACAGAUAAACGGGCUACAGAUGAACAAGAUACGUAUGUUGUGGGGCAUAAGAUGCAUUUCUGAGCUGCUCACAUAUAUCGCCAUACCAUACCUUUACUUUGUAUCCAACAGCGUUUUGUUCCCGAUUUCAAUAUUUGCGUCAGCGCUGAGCAUUUCAUUUUACAUUUUUUAUGAGCUGAACAUCGUAACACUGGUAACGAGUGAAGUGUUGAAAGGGGUAGGUACAGCAUCGUUCGUGUACACAUCAAUACUUAUUUUUAAAUCAUAUGCCACCAAUGAUGUGCAAACACAAGUUCAAGGUAUCCGUAACAGUGCAUACAACGGCUUUUCGUGCAUACUUUUCGGUACCCUGGCAGCACUUUUGAUAGACCGUGAAUUAAAAGACCCUCGAACUGUAAAAAAUGAAAAGAGCGAUGAAAUGAGAAAAAAAAUGCUGGGAGUGUUUGCAAAUAGUUACUUUUUAAUAUUUGUUUGUCUAAUGGUCACUAUGAUACCUGCAAUUACAGCACGGUUUCUAAAAAAAAGAAACAAAUAAUAGUGUAAGCGUAUUACACGCCUUGGAUUACUGCAUAGUUUCUAAAAUAAAGGAAAAAC
Messenger RNA from Vavraia culicis subsp. floridensis, 1319 nucleotides. RefSeq lists its product as uncharacterized. The transcript has a single exon. Bases 1 to 1260 code for a protein of 419 amino acids. Lineage: Eukaryota; Fungi; Microsporidia; Pleistophoridae. The record is from RefSeq and is a predicted model, not a curated record.